This is a messenger RNA of Vicia villosa (hairy vetch), 1671 nucleotides long. Its product is annotated as probable aspartic proteinase GIP2. The transcript has a single exon. The record is from RefSeq and is a predicted model, not a curated record. NCBI's taxonomy places the organism in Eukaryota, Viridiplantae, Streptophyta, Magnoliopsida, Fabales, Fabaceae. Bases 181 to 1416 code for a protein of 411 amino acids. Gene Ontology annotation, biological process: proteolysis. Gene Ontology annotation, molecular function: aspartic-type endopeptidase activity.
CAAAAACACAAACAACUUAUAAUAAUUCAUUAUUUUCUCCAAACCCUUAUCCAUUCCCAACCAAACAACCUUAUUUUUCAACCAAACCGCGGCGACACACCGCCGAUUCAACUCCCAUUCCUUUUUCCAACCAACAAACACAACUACUUCCAUUCUCUUUCCUUCUUCUUCAAUUCUUCCAUGGCUUCUCUCUCUAUUUUCCUUCCCCUCUUUUUCUCUCUCCUCUCCGUUACUUCUUCCUCCCCAAAUUCCCUCCUCCUCCCCAUCACAAAAGACACCACAACACAACAAUACUUAACAACGAUUUCUCAUGGUACACCUUUUGUUUCCACCAACGUUGUUGUUGAUCUAAGUGGUUCAGGUUUCUGGCUUGAUUGUUCUUCCAGAAAAUCAUCUUCUUCUCUCCGUACAAUUCCUCACCGUUCUCUUCAAUGUCUCGCCGCAAAAAGCCACUCUCAAACAUGGCCUAUAGAUCAAGAUCAAGACUCCCCUUGUGAAAUUCUUCCCAAAAACACCAUCACAGGUAAAUCAGCAACUGAAGGAGUUCUUGUAGAAGAUGUUAUGAAACUGAAGUCAACCAAAGAUUCAAUUUUUGACUUUUUAUUUACCUGUUCAUCUUCUCUUCUGUUGAACGGUUUAUCAAAUGAUGCUAAAGGCAUUGUUGGGUUUGGUAGAUCUAGAACUUCUUUCUCAUCACAGUUUUUCAAUUCAGUUAAUUCACAAAGAAAAAUCACUUUUUGUCUCUCUUCUUCUUCUGGGGUAGUUCUACUUGGUCAAAACAACGUUUUAGAAUCUGAAAUUUUCAGAUCUUUAACGUUCACACCACUUGUCACCAACCAAAACAAUGAAUAUUUCAUCAACGUUAACUCAAUCAAAAUCGGUGGCAAAAAGGUUUCUUUCAACACUCCAUCUUUGUCUCAAAAGGGUUCUGGUUAUGGUUAUGAUGGAACUAAGCUGAGUUCUGUUGUGCCUUAUACAACCAUGCAAAGUUCAAUCUAUUCAAAUUUCAAAAGUGCUUUCUUAAAAGCUGCUUUAUCUAUGAACAUGUCUAGAGUUGCUUCAUCAGUGUCUCCGUUUGAUGUUUGUUUUGAUUCUAGAGGAGUUGAUGAGUCACAAAGUGGUCCUAUUGUGCCUGUUGUUGAUUUUGUGCUGCAAAGUGAGAUGGUGAAAUGGAGAAUUCAUGGAAGAAACUCAAUGGUGAGAGUGAAUGAUGAUGUAAUGUGUUUGGGAAUUUUGGAUGGUGGUGAUGAGCAGAAGAAUCCUAUUGUAAUUGGAGGGUAUCAAAUGGAAGAUGUUUUGGUUCAACUAGAUUUGGAUAGUUCUAUGGUUGGAUUUAGUUCUUCACUUUUGAUUAAGGAUUCUAGUUGUUCUAAAUUUAGAUUUGGGUCAAAGGAUAUUCAGUUUCAAUCUAGUUGAAGAAAUUACUAUGGUUAGAAAUUAUAAUAUAAUAGAGGAGACAUAUCAAUAUCAUAUAGGUUUUUUGUUAGGUUAUGGUGAAUUGUGAGAAGUAUUCUCAGUUUUGUAAUCACUUUUUUUGGUGUAUGUGAUGUGAAUAUGGCCUUGGAAUUUUUGGUUAAGUGCUUUUUGAUAUUGGAAUUGAAUUAUUCCUUCUAAUUGUAAGCUUUAUUUUAUCAAUUAUUUAUCAAAUAAAAAGGUUGAUGGGUUGAGUUA